Molecule: messenger RNA, 1224 nt
Organism: Balearica regulorum gibbericeps (East African grey crowned-crane)
Lineage: Eukaryota; Metazoa; Chordata; Aves; Gruiformes; Gruidae
Source: RefSeq, a predicted model, not a curated record
GUUUUUGAAGGUACUUGACUAACAGAAUAUGAGGCAUGGAAGAGUUUUAAGGUGAUCAACUGCUUCAGGCCGAGCAUCAUCAUCUUUUCUCACGUUGAUCUAGGCUUCCAAGGCAGGCUUUCAGACAAUCCAAUGGCAGACCAAAGGAUGGACAUAUCUUCUACAAUUAGUGACUUUAUGUCACCAGACCCUGCUGACUUGAUCUCCAGUUCCCUUAGCACUUCAGGAAUGGAUUGUAACAGGAAAAGAAAGGGAAGCUCUACUGAUUAUCAGCUUGAUGGCUUUCCUUUUGAGGAAGGUAUGGAUACAGAUAAAGAUGACCAGCAUGGAAGAUUGGAGUAUACAGACCAACAAGGCAGAAUAAAAAAUGCAAGGGAGGCUCAUAGUCAAAUUGAAAAAAGGCGUAGAGAUAAAAUGAACAGUUUUAUAGAUGAACUGGCAUCUUUGGUACCAACGUGCAACGCUAUGUCUCGAAAGCUAGAUAAACUCACUGUACUGAGGAUGGCUGUCCAGCAUAUGAAAACACUACGUGGUGCUACAAACCCAUAUACAGAAGCAAACUAUAAGCCUGCUUUUCUAUCAGAUGAUGAAUUAAAACAUCUUAUUCUCAGGGCAGCAGAUGGAUUUCUUUUUGUUGUGGGCUGUGACAGAGGGAAGAUACUGUUUGUUUCAGAAUCUGUCUUCAAGAUCCUCAACUACAGUCAGAAUGAUUUGAUUGGUCAAAGUUUAUUUGAUUAUCUUCAUCCUAAAGACAUUGCCAAAGUGAAGGAGCAGCUCUCUUCUUCUGACACUGCACCACGAGAAAGGCUUAUAGAUGCAAAAACUGGACUCCCAGUUAAAACUGAUAUAACACCUGGGCCAUCACGACUGUGUUCUGGAGCAAGACGGUCCUUCUUUUGUAGGAUGAAGUGCAAUAGACCUUCAGUGAAAGUAGAAGACAAGGAUUUUCCUUCAACCUGUUCAAAGAAGAAAGCAGACCGCAAAAGCUUUUGCACUAUUCAUAGUACAGGAUAUUUAAAAAGCUGGCCGCCAACAAAAAUGGGACUAGAUGAAGAUAAUGAACCAGAUAACGAAGGUUGUAAUUUAAGCUGUCUUGUUGCAAUUGGACGGCUGCAUCCUCACGUAGUACCACAGCCAGUCAACGGUGAGAUCAGGGUGAAACCUACAGAAUAUGUUUCUCGACAUGCAAUAGAUGGAAAAUUUGUUUUUGUAGAUCAGAGGUAA